Messenger RNA from Gallus gallus (chicken), 928 nucleotides. It is a transcript of the gene GNGT2, whose product is annotated as G protein subunit gamma transducin 2. NCBI's taxonomy places the organism in Eukaryota, Metazoa, Chordata, Aves, Galliformes, Phasianidae. The record is from RefSeq and is marked validated. Gene Ontology annotation, biological process: G protein-coupled receptor signaling pathway. The transcript is spliced from 3 exons. Gene Ontology annotation, molecular function: G-protein beta-subunit binding. Gene Ontology annotation, cellular component: heterotrimeric G-protein complex. The coding region runs from base 69 to 278 and encodes 69 amino acids.
GGCGGCUCGAUGGGUUUCUGAACACCUUCAGCGCUGAGAGGGGCAGCCCCUCAUCCACACAGGGCAGAAUGGCUCAGGAUAUGACAGAGAAGGAACUGUUGAAAAUGGAACUGGAUCAGCUGAAGAAGGAGGUGAAGAACGAGAGGCAAAUGGUUUCCAAGACAGGCAAAGAGCUCAAGGAGUACAUCGAAUCCAUGGCAGGAGAGGACCCGCUGUUGAAAGGUGUCCCUGAGGACAAGAACCCCUUUAAGGAGAAGGGCGGCUGUACGAUAAGCUGACAUCCUUCCUCCUCCUGCACCGCCCUGCUUGGGCACAGAGCCAUUCCCAUGCUCAAGCCAAGACUGUCAGAAACCUGCUUUCCCUAUAGUCUGACCUCAGCACCGGGGAGUCCCAAAAUUCAGUGUAGUCGCAUCUGAAGUAGCAGCAGAAAAAGAACUAAUAGAGGGGAAAAAAAGGAAACAAAAAAAUAGCCCUCUGAUCGCAGAGAUGAGGAGCAGCAGAUGGAGCAGAGCCGUGUUUGUGUGCUCCCACCACUGACUUACGGUUGGUGGCCGGCAAGCAAAAGUUCUGUGUUUUCAGCAGGCAGCAGCAAAGCGGGCUUUAAUGGCACGGGUAGGGCUGGGAAUAGGUACGGCCGUUACCUGUCGGAAUAGGGGGGUGUAGGGCUGUACUGAGACACGUAGGGCUGCACCUGGACUCCCAACUUCUCCAGGCAGCCCAGAGCUGAGCUGAGCCCUCCAUCCCCGCCCACUGCAGUGAAGCAUCCCGGUGGGACCCCGCUGACGUUAUCGCCUAUCAGUGCCUCGGUUCCCCACCUGGCACAGGCGGACAAACGCACUCAGCUGCUCUGAGGCUCCCAGCGGUCCGAAGCUUCCAUCUCCUCGUUCGUAACUCCAACCAUCGCUCACAGAUCGCGCCUCCCACCCGC